AUGUAAAUUGAAUAAUUAUUUUUUGAUUCUUCAAAUUAGAAUGAUAAGAAUUAAUGGGUAAAACUUGACUCUAUUAAACGUUCAAUUUCAAAUAUUAGAUUAUUUGAGGGAACAUUAUUUAUUAAGAGCAAAAAGUAAAAUGCUUUUGAUCCUAAAUUUUUUAAGUUGUUUUCAGAUAGAUUGAAUAUCUAUAAAGUAUAAUUAUAAUAAAGAUUUAUUAUUAGAAUGGGAGAGAACAAAAAGAAACAGCUGCUCUAUUCUUGACUAAUGUCUAUUUAGACUUAAAAUUAUUGGUUGAAUAUGAAAAAGAUAAAUAUCCCAUAAUAUUAAUAAAUGGAAAUAGAAAGUUAAUUUUGAAUGCUCGUUCUUAAGAAAGUCAGAUAAAAUGGAUUGAAUAAUUCAAGAAAACCUGUAUAAUGAACAAUUAUAAAGACAUAUACACAAAUAUUAAAGUAUUAGGAAAGGGUACAUUUGCAAAGGUAAUAUAAUUCAUAAAUAAGGUAUUUUUAGGCCAUAAAAUAAUUAAUAAAUCCAAAUUUGCAGUAAAGACUUUUCAAAAAUCAGCAUUGAUUGAUAAAAAGAAUACUUAAAGGGUAUAUUUUUAAUAAUAAUAUUGUUUUAGUAAGGAUUAAUAAAUGAAAUUAAUAUAUUGAGAUCAUGUGAUCAUCCAAAUAUUAUAAAACUCUAUGAAAUUUAUGAAAGUGAAGAUUAUAUCUAUUUAGUUAUGGAAUUAUUAUAAGGAGGAGAAUUAUUUGAUAUUAUACUUGAGACUCCUUUUUUUCUUGAAUCAAAAAUAGCAUUAAUUAUGUUCAAAAUAUUUGAUGCUUUGGAGUAUCUACAUACUAAAGUAUUAUUACUUCUAUCCAAUCAAGAAUAUUAUGCAUAGAGAUAUUAAAUUAGAGAAUAUAUUAUUAAAGGACAAAUCAGAGAAUUUCGAUUUAAAAAUAGCUGAUUUUGGUUUAGCAUCUUAUACUGAAAGUGAAUUAUUAAUUAAAAGAUGUGGUACUCCUGGAUAUGUUGCUCCUGAAAUUCUAGAUGAUUAAAAAUAUAAUGAAAAAGUUGAUGUUUUUAGUGCAGGAAUUAUACUAUAUAUAUUGUAAAAUGUUUAAAAAUGAUAGACUAACUGGAUAAGCCCCAUUUUAUGGUAAUAGUUUAGAUGAUGUGAUAGAAAAGAAUAGAGUUUGUUAAAUCAAUUUUUAAGGCUUAAAAAUAUCUCAAGAUGCCUAAGAUUUAUUAUAUAAAACAUUAGAACCUAAUCCUAAAAAUAGAAUUUCAUCUUUGGAAGCUUUAUCUCAUCCUUUUAUAUCAAGAUUAUAUAAAAGAUAAGUUAAUAGUAUGGAUGAUAUACCAUUAGAUGAAUUACCAAAUGAUAAUUAUAGUGCAUUUGAAAACAUGAAGAAAUUUUGUCAAAAUAAUAUGAGAUUCAAAAUGUCAAAACUUAAAAAAAAUGAAUUAAUUUAAUAAACUCCAUUUAUGGGUGCCAGAGAAUAUGAUCCAGUAAAAGCAACCUCUGAUAGUUGGUUGAAUGAGAAAUCUAAUGAAAUACAAUCAAAAUAAAUAUUUAAUUUUCCCUGCAUUUAAUAAUAAUCAUCAGACUUUGAUAUAUCAAUCUUAAAUACUCCUGAAUCAAGAAAAGAUACUUAAAGAUUUGUUUAAUUGAAUGCUUUACAAUAAAUUGCCUUUAAUUAAUAAUCCCCAAAUUAAUCUAUGUAUUCACCAAAUAAUUAUUAAAAGCAAUAAAUUUAAAUGAACUCCAAAAAAGCCAGCUAAGUUAGAGAUUAAUUAAAAAAAUUAGAAUGA
This is a messenger RNA of Paramecium pentaurelia, 1800 nucleotides long. Lineage: Eukaryota; Ciliophora; Oligohymenophorea; Peniculida; Parameciidae. The record is from the annotation of a GenBank genome assembly.